AUAUACGGAAGUUGCAUAAUAAAGUUCCGCUCCUGAUUGGACGAUACAACAUACGCUAGCUUUGUCCAAUAACGUGUCAGCUAGGCGGAGCAAUAAGAAUAUAUAAACAGAGAGUCGACGGUGAUAAAAUAAUUCACAUUUCUUUACAGAAAAGAAAUUAAUAUCGAACAUGUCAGGAAGAGGAAAGACCACCGGGAAGGCCAGGGCAAAGGCGAAGAGCCGGUCAUCUCGGGCCGGGCUUCAGUUCCCUGUCGGCCGGGUCCACAGACUGCUGAGGAAGGGGAACUACGCUCAGCGUGUCGGCGCCGGAGCUCCCGUCUACCUGGCGGCGGUGCUUGAGUACCUGACGGCUGAGAUCCUGGAGCUGGCUGGAAAUGCAGCCCGUGAUAACAAGAAGACCAGGAUCAUCCCCCGUCACCUGCAGCUGGCUGUCCGCAACGACGAGGAGCUCAACAAGCUCAUGACUAACGUCACCAUCGCUCAGGGCGGUGUGCUGCCCAACAUCCAGGCUGUCCUGCUGCCCAAGAAGGCCGAGAAAGCUGGCAAGGCCAAAUAAGUCGUCCUUGAACGCAACACCACAAAGGCUCUUUUAAGAGCCACACACACAUCCUAUCGAGUCUCUUCCUGUUACAGUGAAAAUUACGUAGUCACUAAAAACCAAGUGCCUUCAAGUCAGGUCUUAAAAUACUUUAGGCGCUGACAGGAAAAGAAAAGUAAAUGGAGGCUUUCAAAGACUUUACAUUUUCACAUGUUAUUCUUCUUGUGUAGACUGCUUGUUUAGGUAGAUGCGCUUUACGGACACCAGACUGAAAGCGCUUAAUAUAAAUCAAUAAAUACACACAUUAAUAGAUUAGUAUA
Labrus bergylta (ballan wrasse) is the source of this 858-nucleotide messenger RNA. The record is from RefSeq and is a predicted model, not a curated record. Lineage: Eukaryota; Metazoa; Chordata; Actinopteri; Labriformes; Labridae.